GGCGGCGGCGGCUCCGCGUCGCGGGUUCGAGUCCCGGCGCGGGCGGAGCGGCGGCAGCGGCCGCGGCGGCCCCGGGAGCGGCGGUACCGGCCCCGGCAGCCCCGGUACCGGCCCGGCCCGGCCAUGGCUCGGGACAAGCAGAAGCGGAGCUGCGGGCAGGUGCUGGCCGAGUGGCGGGCCUUCGUGUGGGACCCCCGCAGCCGCCAGGUCCUGGGCCGCACGGCCACCAGCUGGGGCCUGAUCCUGCUCUUCUACCUGCUCUUCUACGGCUUCCUGGCGGGGCUCUUCGCCCUCACCAUGUGGGUGCUGCUGCAGACCGUGGACCCCCACGUGCCCAAGUACCAGGACCGCCUGGCCACCCCCGGGAUGAUGAUCCGGCCCCGCACGGAGACGCUCGACGUCGCCUUCAACGUGAGCGCGGCCGAGACGUGGCAGCACUACGUGCGCCUGCUGCACGACUUCCUCGAGCCGUACAACGACAGCGUGCAGGCGGCACGCAACGCGGCGUGCCGGCCCGGGCGCUACCACGAGCAGCCGGACGAGGCGGUGCCCAACGUGCCCAAGCGCGCCUGCCGCUUCGCCCGCUCCGCCCUGGGGCCCUGCGCCGGCCUCGGCCCCCCCGGCACCGCUUUCGGCUACGCCGCCGGCCGCCCCUGCGUCCUGCUCAAGGUCAACCGGGUCAUCAACUACUUCCCGGGGGAGAAUAAGAGCAUCAACGUGGUCUGCGCUGCCAAGCGGGAGGAGGACGCGGCGCGCCUGGGGGAGAUGGCCAUGUUCCCCCCCAACGGCACCAUCGACCUCAUGUACUUCCCCUACUACGGCAAGCGAGUGCACGUGAACUACACGCAGCCGGUGGUGGCGGUGCAGUUCCUCAACGCCACGGCCAACGAGGACCACCACGUCGAGUGCCGCCUCAACGCCGCGGGGCUGCGGGCCGACGACGAGCGCGACAAGUUCGCCGGGCGCGUGGCCUUCCGCCUCCGCAUCAACCGCGACUGACCCCCCCCUCCUCGCUAAUCACCCCCCCCCGUUAACCCCCCCCCCCGCCCCGUAGCACCCCCCGCCCUCGGUUCGGGUCUAAUUCCGCCCAAUUCCGCCCUUCCAGAUGGUCCUAAUAUAAUAAUAAUAAAUGUACAUAGAUAUUUUUUAUAUAUAUAUAUCUUAAACGUUGAGGUAGGGCCCAGGCCUGGCCCCCCCCCCCGCACCGUGUUUCCCCAAUAUGGCGGUGUUCCCCCCCCCCCAAUAUGGCUGCCUGUCCCUGGAACACUUCAGCGCUUGGUUUGGGGGAAACGGCUUGUUUUUAGGGAUUUUGGGGGUUUUUUGGCUAGGUUGGAGGAGGUAGGGUGAUAGGCAAGAUGGCCACUGGGCGGCUUGCCAAGAUGGCCGCUGUUGGUGCAGGUGAGGCCAAGAUGGCCGCCGUGGAGGUGGUGGUUCAAGACAGUUGUGUUGGUGAGGUCAAGAUGGCCGCCAUGGUUAUGGUAGAGCAAGGUGGCCAUUGGCCGUGAUGGUGGGCCAAGAUGGCCGCUGUUGCUAUGGUAGAACAAGGCGGCCAUUGGCCAUGGAGGAGGACCAAGAUGGCGGCUGUUGCUAUGGUAGUUCAAGGCAGCCAUUGGCCAUGGAGGAGGACCAAGAUGGCGGCUGUUGCUAUGGUAGAUCAAGGCAGCCAUUGGUUGUGAAGGUGGGCCAAGAUGGCUGCUGUUGUUAUGGUAGAUGAAGGCGGCCAUUGGUUGUGAAGGUGGGCCAAGAUGGCGGCUGUCCCAUGCACCAAGAUGGCCGCCAGCACCAUGGCAACCACCAAGGCGCCAAGAUGGCGGCAGUGGCUCGGAGGCCAUCUUGGCUCCCUGUUGCUAACGGCGACCGGCCGCCAUCUUGGAUCCCCCUAUUGCUCUCCGUAGGGGCUGGUGGCCAUCUUGGUCCGCCAUCUUGGAUGCCCCCCGUGGCCAUCGCCCCACAGCGGGGGGGGGGGGGGUCAGCAGCCAUCUUGGCCUCUGCUCCCGCCAUAUUGACCGCCAUCUUUGCUCCCCUGACCGCGGCAGCCAUCUUGAGCCCCCUCCAGUGGCGGUGGCCAUCUUGGUGGCAGCCAUCUUGGAGCCCCUUUCACCCCUCCCCCCACUAACAGCCCCCUUCUGCUGAGCCCCUCCCCCCCCAGCAGGGCCUCUGCCUCCGUUUUGGGGGAAAUCGGGUGGAUUUUGGGUGCACGGGAGGCAAAUGGGGGGGGGGGUCGGAACCCCCCCAACUCCUGUAAUUAAACGUGUGGUUUUUGGUGGAAA
Dromaius novaehollandiae (emu) is the source of this 2270-nucleotide messenger RNA. It is a transcript of the gene ATP1B2, whose product is annotated as ATPase Na+/K+ transporting subunit beta 2. The transcript has 7 exons. Gene Ontology annotation, cellular component: sodium:potassium-exchanging ATPase complex. Gene Ontology annotation, biological process: intracellular potassium ion homeostasis; intracellular sodium ion homeostasis; potassium ion import across plasma membrane. Gene Ontology annotation, molecular function: ATPase activator activity. NCBI's taxonomy places the organism in Eukaryota, Metazoa, Chordata, Aves, Casuariiformes, Dromaiidae. Bases 124 to 999 code for a protein of 291 amino acids. The record is from RefSeq and is a predicted model, not a curated record.